AUGAAAGAUGGACUCUCUCAGUUGUUCUCGACAUUCUUAUUGGAUGGACAAGCGCAUAUAUCAAAUAUAUUAAAAAUAAUAUUUAAUUUUAGUGGAGUGGCCAGAUCAAUAAUUUUAUAUACUUUCGAAAUAUUAUCCACAAUAGAGUUCACUCAAACUCAAUGUACAAUUUUGGUUUAUUUUUCAGUUUUAGCCAAUUUUUUUUAUCGACAAGCAUUGGGAGGAUUUUUAUUAUGGAGAUUAAAACAAAUUGAAUAUUCCACUUGGGAUAGAUCAAUUAGUUUUGUUUUAUAUGCAACAAGAACAAUUUUAAAUAUUAUUUUAUUAGGAUAUCUUAGACCAAAUUUAUCAGAUCCAAGAAAAUGUGAUAAUGGAGGAAAAUACGGAUUUUUAAUUAUACAAUUGGGUUUUAUUGGAAUUGAUUUUAUUAUUGAUAGUUUCUUUACCGUUAGAUUAAUUCAAAUUUUAAAUGAUGGGAAUCGAAACGCAGCAACACUUAAUUCAAUAAUUGGACGAAAGACACCAAAAAGGACUUUAUUCACCGCAGUUUUGUACUGGAAUUUUUUAAGAUUAACUAUUGACUUUUUAUAUAAUGGAAUAUAUGUAUUGAACACUUUAAAAUUUAAUAAGGUUGAUGUUUCAAUACUUGAUGAAACGCGGGCUGUUUCUACUUCUUCAAGAUAUUCAUUUCGACAUCGAUCAAUAUAUUCACCUCCUUCAACUUGGAUAAAAGAACCUUCAUAUAGGCAACAACAAACUGCUUCAUUUCAACUUGAUAAAGGAAAAUUUGUAGUUGUUUCAAUGCAAAGAUUAACAUUUUUUGAAUGGGCUAAUAUGUGUGAUAAUUGA
Messenger RNA from Diversispora eburnea, 849 nucleotides. NCBI's taxonomy places the organism in Eukaryota, Fungi, Glomeromycota, Glomeromycetes, Diversisporales, Diversisporaceae. The record is from the annotation of a GenBank genome assembly.